Laccaria bicolor S238N-H82 is the source of this 741-nucleotide messenger RNA. RefSeq lists its product as uncharacterized. NCBI's taxonomy places the organism in Eukaryota, Fungi, Basidiomycota, Agaricomycetes, Agaricales, Hydnangiaceae. The record is from RefSeq and is a predicted model, not a curated record. The coding region runs from base 1 to 741 and encodes 246 amino acids. The transcript has 4 exons.
AUGCCCCUCACCCGAUCCACCCCUCAAUUACAAUCAAAACCUCGCGUCGCGCCCUGGUCUUCAAGACCAGCUUUCAAGCCCGAAAAACGAUCAACACCGCGUCAUUCAGCUCACUUUGCAAGCAGCCCGCUCAAAAGGCGACGGAGCCCCUUCGGAAGAUUAAGGUCGUCUCAUAAAUCAAACCUUUACGAUGAUUCCGCUAGGAAUGAAACCACUUUGAUCAACGAACACCACCAAGACGCAGACGACCCCGAAUCGGUAGAGCAAGAAGCCUUUGAUUCUGACGACAGUUUCUUCAUAUGGAAUGAAGAGAAGACACUUUUUUCUGACCUGAUGGGUGACAAUGAAAGGGAACCGGACGACGAAGAGCUUGCUGCCCUUGCUGAAUCUCUACAAGUACCAUUCCAGGAAGAAGGCAAGAUUUUGAAGAAAGAAAUUGCAGACACCUUUGUUCCUGCUGUCAACCACGUCAAAGAGCUCUACAAGGUUCUCGAAGAGCGUGUCGAUACUACUUUCGGUCAAGGUAUCGUUCUGUUCAACAGAGCUUGCAAGCAAAUCGAGGACGACGCCAUUCGCGAACAACGCCAACUCGAAGACGCGUAUCGAGGGAACCAAAAACGUGUAGAAGAUCUGUUCAACCAAUUGGAACAAGAAUACGCUUAUCGCGACCAACUCUGGGUCAACAUCGAAAAGGUCAUCGAUGAAAUUGGUAGCUUCGUGACUGCCUUUCUGUGUUUUUGA